Messenger RNA from Hibiscus syriacus, 1570 nucleotides. RefSeq names its product transcription factor UNE10-like. The transcript is spliced from 6 exons. Gene Ontology annotation, molecular function: protein dimerization activity. Bases 85 to 1500 code for a protein of 471 amino acids. Gene Ontology annotation, cellular component: nucleus. NCBI's taxonomy places the organism in Eukaryota, Viridiplantae, Streptophyta, Magnoliopsida, Malvales, Malvaceae. The record is from RefSeq and is a predicted model, not a curated record.
GUUCAUAUGAGUACGUACUUGUUCGAAACAUGAAUUUUAUGAAACAAAGCGUCGAAACCAAACACGGCAACUAGUUUCUUUAAAAUGAGUCAGUGCGUUCCCAGUUGGGAUCUGGACGAUAAUCAUGCCGCAACGCACCACUCGCUCCGCUCUAACUCCAGCCUCACCGCACCCGAUGGUCACACGUCGGAGUAUGAAGUGGCGGAAUUGACAUGGGAGAAUGGCCAGCUAGCCAUGCAUAGUUUAGGUCCGACACGUGUACCGGCUAAGCCAUUGAUUUCCAACGCUCCUUCUAAGUACACUCCUUGGGAUAAACCACGGGCUAAUGGCACCUUGGAGUCCAUAGUGAACCAGGCCACUCGCGUGCCGUAUCUUAAGGUGUCUCUUAACGGCGGUGGGAAUGAAAUUGUAUCUUGUUUGGACAACCACCGUUCUGCUGCGGAUGCUCUGGUCCCUUGCUCGAAAAGGUCGACGGAGGUCCGGAACUCACACGUCAUGGAAUCCGUACCAGGACUCAGAGGAUCUCGCUUGGUGGGAUCCUGUAGAGUGCCGGCCGGCACUCGACAUGAACAGGUGCUUGUUACCGGGAAACGGACACGGGAGGCGGCGGCGUAUGUUCCCGCCGUAACAACCGAGUGGAGCGGCAAGGAACAAAGUGCAAGCGCCAGUGCCACGUUCGGGCUAGAUAGCCAAUACGUUACUUUCGGUACGCAUGACAAGGAUUUGGGCGUGGGUUUUACUUCUACUUCCCUCGGUUCCCGGGAAAACACGGGCUCGACGAGGCACUGUACAAAGGCCACCACCACGGCUGAUGAUCAUGACUCUGUUUGUGACAGUAGAGCCCAAAGGGAGGAAAUUGAAGAAGACAAGAAGGAAACUGGGAAAUCUUCAGCUUCAAAUAAAAGGAGCAGAGCUGCUGCUAUCCAUAACCAGUCCGAACGUAAAAGAAGAGAUAAGAUCAACCAAAGGAUGAAGACGUUACAGAAGCUGGUUCCAAAUUCCAGCAAGGCAGUUUAUUUAAUUUUUGAUCAAUUACAGACGGACAAAGCUUCAAUGUUAGACGAAGUGAUUGACUACCUGAAACAAUUGCAAGCACAAGUUCAAAUGAUGAACAUUCCGCCAAUGAUGUUGCCGAUAGCAAUGCAACAGAAACUCCAAAUGUCGAUGAUGGCACCAGCGAUGGGGAUGGGGAUGGGAAUGGGAAUGGGGAUGGGCAUGGGGAUGGGGAUGGGCAUGGGUGUGAUGGAUAUGAACACUAUGGGGCGUCCCAACAUCGCCGGCAUCUCACCCGUUAUGCCUAAUCCUUUCAUGAACAUGACUUCCUGGGACGGCUCCGGCGAACGGCUACAACAGGCGGCCUCUGCUGCAGCUGCAAUGCCGGACCCUCUUUCCGCAUUCAUGGCGUGCCAAUCACAGCCGAUGACCAUGGAUGCUUACAGCCGGCUGGCUGCUAUGUAUCAUCAAAUGCAACAACCACCUGCUUCUGGUUCUAGGAGCUAAGCCAUUACUUUUAGCUACGUUUUCAUAUAUCAUUACAAAAACUUGGGUUUCAAUUCUUACACUUGCACAG